UUAGCUAUCAAACUUUAUUCAAUGAGUGUUGUUAGGGUUUCUUAAGCUUCUCUGCAAAUCAACUCUUUAGUCUCCUGCGCCAGCAAUGGCAGAAGGAGUAUUGGAAGCUUAAUUCAAAACACCUCCUUCGAUAGAACUAUCUCCAGUAGUUUGAACAGCCAAGUCCCUAAUCUGGUUAGGAGUUUUGUCGACUUUUGUGCUGUUUGUCUGAAUGUCGAUGUUCUAUCCAAAGUUAGUGUCUCGACUAUCGAAUGGAUUUCAAUUUAGAUCCCUUCUACCUCAAAUUAGGGUUGCGGUGAGGUUAUUAACUGAAUCAUUCUCUACUGAGAGAUGCAUUCAGGAUAGAAAAUCUUAUAUAGUCUCUUAUCUGAUAAAUUCGUGUGGAUUAACAGCAAAGGAGGCUCUAUCUUCUUCAAGCAAGUUAUAUUUCCGAUCAGCAGAGAAGCCGGAUUCCGUUAUUGCUUUCCUGAGAAGCCAUGGAUUCACCGACGCACAAAUCUCCAAGUGUGCGAGAACAAACGCAGAGUUACUCGUUUACAAUCCUUCAAAGGUACUCUUACCAAAAUUCAAUUUCUUUCACUCAUUAGGAGUUUCCAACGACGAAUUGCCACUGUUCGUCUCGACUAAUUGGAAAGUAGUUAUAAUGAGCCUUGAGAAGCGGAUUCUUCCACUUCACAAGUUUCUCAAAGAUGAAUUCAAUUUAGAUGAUAAGAAAAUUGUUCUCUGUAUAAAGAAAUCGGCUUGGUAUGCCGGCAAAGACAUGCUAAGUAAUUUUGCUGCUAAUGUAUCUUUUCUCAGAGAACUCAAUGUUAGAAGAUCGUCUUUAUUGCAUUUGGUAUGCAAAAUCAAUAUCCUUCUUUCAAAACCUGUCCGGUUCAAGGAAUUUGUGAAUAAGGUUAUUAAUAUGGGAUUUGUUCCUCAGAAGUUGACGUUUGUUCAGGCUGUGUGUGUGUUCUCUAAUCUAAGUAAUUCAUUGUGGGAGUUGAAGGUUGGAAUUUACAGAGAGUAUGGUUUGUCUGAAACCGAGUUUCAAAUGGCUUUUAAACUGCAACCUCUUUGUAUGGGUUUAUCUGAGAAAACAUUAAGAUUGAAGAUGGAUUUCUUGGUGAAAAAGAUGGGGUUGAAGCCCGCUGAUAUUGCCCGUAUGCCAACUGUUCUUCUGUAUGACUUUGAGAAGAGGAUAAUUCCUAGGUGUUCUGUAAUUGAAAUGCUAAGGUCUAAGGGAUUGUUGAAGAAAGAAGUUUCUAUUUCGACUAUAGCCUACCCAUCUGACAAGUGUUUUAUUGAUAAGUUUAUCGCUAAGAACCACGAAAUUGUUCCUCAACUACUAUGCAUUCUUCGCGGUGAAUCUAUCCUCCCAGAUGUUGUAGAACUUUAGUGUGACAGUUCUUAGCGAUUUUGUUCUUAAACUCUUGAAUGGGGUUGUGUUGUUUAUUAGAAAUUAUUUGGUACAUCAAGGUGGACAUAUCAUUCUUGGGUGGUGGUCAUUUGGGCUUGUUUCUUACCCUGUUCAAUUUUUAUAACCAUUUGUUGUCUGAUU
Molecule: messenger RNA, 1540 nt
Organism: Impatiens glandulifera
Lineage: Eukaryota; Viridiplantae; Streptophyta; Magnoliopsida; Ericales; Balsaminaceae
Exons: 1
Coding region: 212-1378 (388 amino acids)
Biological process (GO): regulation of DNA-templated transcription; chloroplast organization
Cellular component (GO): chloroplast
Molecular function (GO): double-stranded DNA binding
Source: RefSeq, a predicted model, not a curated record